AUGAAUAAAUUAACUAAUCAACAACAAAAUGGGUUUUCAACUAAACAAAAUAAUGGUAAUAAUCACCAUCAUGUUCAGUUUGUAUUUGAUGAUGUUGAUCGACUUAAUUUACCCACAAAUUUAUAUUUGCCUAUAAAUGAUUCCAAAAUUUGUCAAAAACAACAAAAAACAAAUAAUAAUAUAAACACAACAACCAACAACAAUAAUCAUCAACAACUUCCCUCCACUUCUUGGCAAAUGCCUUUAAUUUUACCUUCUUCUGAUUUAAAUAACGAAUACACAACUUCACCUUUACAAAAACAAUUAAAUAACAAAACAAACGGGAAAACUUUAACAAAAAAUAAAAAACAAAAAAGAGAACAAAAAGAAAAUUGCCAAAAACAAUCAACAAUUCCUUUAAAAUUAAAAAUUGUUUUGGUUGGCUCGGGUUGUGUUGGAAAAUCUUCAUUAACUAUACAGUUUGUUCAACAAUAUUUUAUCACUGAACAUGACCCGACCAUUUCUGAUAUUUAUAUAAAAAAUUGUUUUGUUGAUGAUGUGCUUUAUAAAGUUGAAGUUGUAGACACAGCAGGGCAAGAUGAAUUUGCUGAAAUGCGUGAACCCCAUUUCCAAACUGGUGAUGGAUUUCUUUUAGUUUUUUCUGUUGCUAGUAGAUCUAGUCUUGAAUAUAUGCUCAAAUUGAGGGAAUUUAUUGAAAACUACAAUAAUUGCAAAAAUUUGCCUAUGCUUUUGGUUGGAAAUAAAUGUGACUUGGAAUUGGAAAGGGAGAUUUCUCGAUUGGAAGCUGAAGAUUUGGCAGCUAGUCUUAAAAUUCCUUAUAUCGAAUCAUCAGCUAAAUUCCGACAAAAUGUUGAUCAAAUAUUUCACACGUUAAUUCGACAAAUUCGCCAAUUCCAGAAUACAGAACAACAGCAAAAUGGAAAGAUUAAAAAUCAAGUAAAAGCAAAUAAUAACGGGUAUUUCGAGAAUAAUUAUAAUAAAGAAGUGAAACAAGAAAAUGGGAAAAGGAAAAAACAAGAAAAAUCAGAAAAAAUUAAAAAAUCUGGAAUUUGUAGAGUACAAUAA
Molecule: messenger RNA, 1065 nt
Organism: Meloidogyne enterolobii
Lineage: Eukaryota; Metazoa; Nematoda; Chromadorea; Rhabditida; Meloidogynidae
Source: the annotation of a GenBank genome assembly